AGAGGGGGGGGGGGAGGAGGGAGAGUGUGGGAGGGAGGAGGAAGGAGAGGGUGAGCAUGGGGAGGCGAGCCAAGGGGAGAGUGAGGAGGAUGAGGAAGAGGAGGGGGGGGAGGAGGGGGAGGAGGAAAAGUAUGAGGAGGAGGAGGGCGAGGAGGAUGAACAGGAGGAAGAGGAGGAGAGAGAAGUGGGGGACGAGGAGGGAGAGGAGGAGGAUGGACAUGUGGGUUAUGGGGAGAGUGAGGAGGAGGGAGAAGCAGUGGAGGGGUUGGAGGGAGAGGAGGAAAUCGAGGAGGGAGAGGAGGAACGAGAGGAGGUAGAGGAGGAGAGAAAGGAGGGAGAGGAACCAGAUUCCUCGGCAGAGGAGGAGAAGCAAGGUGGUGAGCUGCUGGAACUUCUGCUGAAGGGUGUUGCUGAGAUAAGCAAACAGGAGAAGGAGAAGAAGAGGGGGGGAAAGGAGGAAAAGCAGGACAAGGAGGCAGGGAAGGAGGAGGAGGAGGAAAAGGAGGAGAAGCAAGCUAAGUGGCGACACCAGAGAAGGAAGCAGAGAAGCUCAGCAGUAGUGAGACCGGAAGCCGAAACGACAGCCGCAGCAGUAGAAGCCAGUGCAGCAGACGCGAGAGAAGUAGAAGGGAGAGGCUCGAAAGAGCGAACAGUAGAAGCUGGAGCAGCAGUGGGAGCAUCAGCUGCUGAAGCCCACAAAGGAAGUGAGGAGAGAGGAAUUGAGGUAGAGGCCUCGGGACACAGGGCAGCCAGGCGACAGUCUGUGAAGCGGAAACGCACAGACUCGGUGGGGGGGGUUGGUGACAGCGAUUCAAAGGCACCUCGGAAGAAGGAGACUGGAAUGCAGGAGGACAAGGAGGGAGAUGCGACGGCGGUGGUGCGCGCUUCUGAGGCGCCUCGGAAAACGCAGGAGGAGGAGGAAAGGGAGGCGUUGGUUUUGAGGAUAUUGCGUGGUCAGGGAAGCAUAAGAAAGGGAGGGAGUUUGGCGACGCGGCAAGUGAGUGUGGUGAAAGGGGAAAAGGGUGCGAUUGGGAAGAAACGAGGCACAGGCAGUGAUGGGGAUGGAGAAGAGGAGGUAAAGGGGAGCCCAGGUGGGAAGGAGAAGGAAACAGGUGCGGAGUUUCCAGGGGAGGAAAUGGAGGAAAUGGAGGAAGGGGAGGAAAAGGAGGAAGGGGAUGAGAGGGAGGAAGUGGAGCCUGAAGGGUUUGCCAAGAAGGAAGGGCAGAAGGAGGUCGGAGAAAGGGGGUCACAGAAGCUGAGGCAAGGGGCAGGGGCAGGAGCAGGAGCACGAGGAGAAGGAGGAGGGGCAGGAGCAGAUACAAGGGAGGUGGUAAAGGAAGGAGGGGGAAAGGGAGGAGAAAAGGAGCAUGCUAGAGGUGAGGGACGUGCAGAGAAGGGUGAUGAGUGCAAGGAGUUGAAGGGAGAGGGAGUGCAAGCUUCUGAGGUGGCUCGGAAAACGCGGGAGGAGGAGGAGGAGGAGGAGAGGGAGCAUCCGAGAGGUGAGGGCCGUGCAGAGAAGCGAGUUGACUGCAAGGAGUUGAAGGGAGUGGCAGGAGGAAAAAAAUCGGUUCCAGAUGCUGCUGCUGCUGCUGCUGGUGUUGCUGCUGCUGCUGUUGCUGGUGGUAGUGUUGCUAAUGGUGGUUCUGCUGCCGCAGUUGGGAUGGAAUCUAUGGGUACUGUUAGUGCUGCUGCCAGUGAUGGUGCGCUGCUGAUCAGAAUUGCUGCUAGGAAGAGUACCAGUGGAGAGAACCAGAGGGGAGGCAGGGGAGGAAGCAGGGGGAGGGGGUUAAGUAGGGGACGAGGGCGGGGGGCUGGUGGGACUGACCGCGGGGCCAGGGGAGGAGGCGGACGGAUGGGGAGAGGAGGGAAAGGGGAGAGAGAGGGGCGUGUUGGAAGGGGAGGCGGCAGAAGAGGCAAGGGAGUGGUUACUGGUGCAGGGAUGGAGGCUGUGGGAGACUUGGGUGGGUUGGGAAACGGUGGGGAAGCGGGGGACGGAGUGGGAAAUAUGGCAGCAACUGAAGGAGGGGCUGGGGUGGGAGUGUCAGGAGGAGCAAGGGCAGCGGAUGGGGUAGGGAGCAAGGAAGGAGGGCAUGCAGGAGGAGGAGAGAAGGCAGCUGGUGAGAGUGGUGGUGCUAUGGGAGGAGCUGGGCAGGAGGCAGGGAUAGGCACCCGGCACAGCCAACGCCUGGGAGGCAGGCAGGUUUCAGGCAGGUGGAGCCGGAAGUAUGAUGGUUGA
Closterium sp. NIES-65 is the source of this 2236-nucleotide messenger RNA. The record is from the annotation of a GenBank genome assembly. Lineage: Eukaryota; Viridiplantae; Streptophyta; Zygnematophyceae; Desmidiales; Closteriaceae.